UAAGUUGUUUUGCUUUCUCAUAUACGCCUCCCUUACAUAGCUCGUCCCUCGCCCGCUGAGGCUGAUUCAAACGAAAACGACUGCCUCCCGAAACCUCGACGUCUCUGAUCCCUCGAUUUGCCUCCAUUCGAAGACCUCCUCUCUUGCUCUUCAACGAGACGAGCGAACGGUAUGGGGAGGGGGAAGAUAGUGAUAAGGAGGAUUGACAAUUCGACGAGCAGGCAAGUGACGUUCUCGAAGAGGAGGAACGGACUGUUGAAGAAGGCGAAGGAGCUGGCAAUUCUGUGUGACGCGGAAGUCGGAGUCACGAUCUUCUCCAGUACCGGAAAACUGUACGAUUUCGCAAGCACCAGCAUGAAAUCAGUAAUUGAACGGUACAACAAAGCAAAAGAGGAUACACAUGAUUUGGGAAACCCAACCUCUGAAAUCAAGUUCUGGCAAAGGGAGGCAGCAAUGUUGAGACAACAACUGCAGAACAUGCAAGCGAUCCAUCGGCAAAUGAUCGGUGAAGAGCUGUCUGGUUUAAGUGUGAAAGACUUGCAAAACUUGGAGAACCAGCUAGAAAUGAGCCGUCAGGGAGUCCGUAUGAAAAAGGACCAAAUUCUAAUGGAUGAGAUACAAGAACUGAACCAAAAGGGAAACCUCAUUCACCAAGAAAAUGUGGAACUCUAUAAGAAGGUAAACCUAAUUCGCCAAGAAAACAUAGAAUUACAAAAGGAGGUUUAUGGAACAAGAGAUGUGAAUGGAGCAAACAAGAGUUCUCUCCGCAGUAAUGGUCUAGGCAUUGAAGAGGACUCAGAUGAACCUGUCCAUCUCCAGCUUAGCCAGCCACAACAACAAAACUACAAACCAGCAAGAGCUACAAAAUUGGGGUACAGUUUCAACCACAAAACUGAUAGCUCAUACAAAAUAAUCGGUUUGAAGCAAUGAUAAAUCACGAACCAAAACUUAUUUCAUUGGUAACUGCAGCAGGUUGCAACUACAAUAACAAGGUGCUACAACCAUGACAGAUGUUACGGGAUUAUCAUCAAAAAUGCCCCUAAGUUAGAAGGUUAUGCUUUUGUCAAUAAGAUGUGGUAUGUGAACCACUAACCAUUUGAUUGAAAAAAAGAUUGUGGUUUGGCAUGUGUGUAAUGAGUAAGGAAUCUGGCUGCUUAUGUAAAGAUAAGAUGACAUAUAAUAAAGGAAGGAAUUGACUUUCCAAAAU
Tripterygium wilfordii is the source of this 1207-nucleotide messenger RNA. RefSeq names its product MADS-box transcription factor 23-like. The record is from RefSeq and is a predicted model, not a curated record. Lineage: Eukaryota; Viridiplantae; Streptophyta; Magnoliopsida; Celastrales; Celastraceae. Gene Ontology annotation, molecular function: RNA polymerase II cis-regulatory region sequence-specific DNA binding; protein dimerization activity; DNA-binding transcription factor activity, RNA polymerase II-specific. Gene Ontology annotation, biological process: positive regulation of transcription by RNA polymerase II. Gene Ontology annotation, cellular component: nucleus.